Messenger RNA from Rhipicephalus sanguineus (brown dog tick), 2115 nucleotides. RefSeq names its product enolase (gene Eno). Gene Ontology annotation, cellular component: phosphopyruvate hydratase complex. Bases 271 to 1575 code for a protein of 434 amino acids. The record is from RefSeq and is a predicted model, not a curated record. Gene Ontology annotation, molecular function: phosphopyruvate hydratase activity; magnesium ion binding. Gene Ontology annotation, biological process: glycolytic process. NCBI's taxonomy places the organism in Eukaryota, Metazoa, Arthropoda, Arachnida, Ixodida, Ixodidae. The transcript is spliced from 8 exons.
UUAAUAGCGAGUUUGGAUUUUGAUGGGGAGUUUCGCAACUCAUAUGAUUAAAGCAGUGUGGUUUUCGCUGUUCCCACUCUCAGGUCGCUUCCUCCUCGUUUCGUCGGUCUCGUUCUCCCGUGCCUCCCGUGCCUGCAGUGUGCGUGCCUGCGUGCCUGUGUGCGUCAGUCGAUCGGCCAGGGUCAGUUCGAACGGUAAGCUCCUGUCAGACGUGCGCGGCCAGACAGCCUGCUCCUUCGCCGUCUUUGGAGCUUCUCUCAAACAGCGAUAAUGCCGAUCAAGAGGAUUUACGCUCGCCAGAUCUUCGACAGCAGAGGAAACCCAACCGUGGAAGUCGACUUGCUGACUGAGAAAGGACUGUUCCGUGCUGCCGUGCCAUCCGGAGCAUCAACUGGCAUCCACGAGGCCCUUGAACUGCGCGAUAAUGACAAGACCAAGUACAUGGGCAAGGGCGUGUCCAAGGCCGUGAACAAUGUGAACCAAAUAAUUGCGCCCCAAGUCGUUGCCAAGAACUUUGACGUCACCGACCAGACAGCCGUUGACGAAUUCAUGAUUCAGCUCGAUGGCACCGAGAACAAAGGCAAGCUGGGGGCGAACGCUAUUCUCGGCGUUUCGCUGGCAGUGUGCAAGGCGGGCGCAGCACAGAAGGGCGUUCCACUCUACCGCCACAUUGCCGACCUAGCGGGCAACUCGAAGGUGAUCAUGCCAGUGCCCUGUUUCAACGUGAUCAACGGCGGCACCCACGCCGGCAACAAGUUGGCCAUGCAGGAGUUCAUGCUCAUUGCAAAUGGCGCCACCAGUUUCACUGAAGCCAUGCGCAUGGGCUCCGAAACUUACCACCACCUCAAGAACGUCAUCAAGAAGAAGUUCGGCUUGGACGCCACUGCCGUUGGUGAUGAGGGUGGCUUUGCCCCGAACAUCCAGGACAACAAGGAGGCCCUGGAGCUGAUCACGGAGGCCAUCAAGGCAGCUGGCUAUGAGGGAAAAAUUCACAUUGGAAUGGACGUGGCUGCCUCUGAGUUCUUCAAGGAUGGCAAGUAUGACCUCGACUUCAAGAGCCCGAUUUCCAACCCCGAAAAUUACGUCGACCCAAGCCAACUCCAGGCUAUGUAUGAGGAUUUUGUCCGUUCUUACCCUGUUAUUUCUAUUGAGGACCCCUUCGAGCAGGACCACUGGGAUGCCUGGACUACCUUCAACGCAUCCACCAAGAUCCAGAUUGUCGGAGAUGACUUGACCGUCACCAACCCCAAGCGGAUUCAGAUGGCAAUCGACAAGAAAGCCUGCAACUGCUUGCUCCUCAAGGUCAACCAGAUUGGCACCGUCACUGAGGCAAUCAGGGCUCACCAGCUGGCACGCAAGAACGGUUGGGGUACCAUGGUGUCCCACCGCAGUGGCGAGACUGAAGAUUCGACGAUCGCAGACAUCGUGGUGGGUCUGAGUGCAGGACAGAUCAAGACCGGCGCCCCCUGCCGUUCCGAGCGUCUGUGCAAGUACAACCAGCUGCUGCGUAUCGAGGAGCAGCUUGGAAGCAAUGCUGUCUAUGCCGGAGAGAACUUCCGCCACCCCCUGGAGUAGGCCAAGCCCAAAUGGAAACACUGCCGCCAAACCCCUUAACCCUUCCUAGACACAUUGUAGCGGUGACAAGCCAGUCUUCGUAACAGCCUCGUUUCUUCUUUGCCCCGGUGCUUGAGUCUGUUCUUUUUUUUUUUUUUCCUUGGAAGUCCCGCUAGUCACCAAAAAUAAAAUUUGGCAGUGCUGAUCUGUUGUGGUCACGAGUCCCAGGUGCCAUCUGCCUCGAGCAUUAAAGGCAUUAUUGGCAUCACGCAGUGGCAUAGGCAUUAGAAGGGGCGACUUGAAGAUCCAGUGAAGCACUGCUGUGUAUCGCUGCAUGCUAUUGCUUUAGCAGGCAUUUUUCAAGUUCCUGUGUGGCGCGAGUUUUGGAAAUCAGUUUUCGUCUUCCUACUUGACCUGUUCCUCUGCUCUUUCUCUACGUGUGUGUGUGUGUGUGCGUGCAUGUACAACACAGCCACUCUCUCUCAUGUUUAGUGAUCAAAAUCUCCUGGGGCUGUGCAGCCAUUUGAGAAAGUUGCGUGAAUAAAGGUAUGAGAAAAUUCA